AUGUUGGACUGUGGGCCCAUCAACGACGUCAUGUGGGACAUUGUGAAUGGCCUUCGCCAGUACAUCGUCGACCACUUCGUCGCUGAGAACAGAAAAUGGAAUAGAGCCAUCUGCGACGUGUACGAGGAGAUGGGUGCGCGCGCGUCUGAGAGCCCGGAGACCACGGCGCAGCUGGUGGCGCUGCUGGGCUACGUGCUCGAGUGCCGCGACAGCGCGCUCUUCGAGCUGCGCGAGCGCACGCGCACCGCAGCGCAGCACGUGCUCUUCCUCAUGCAGCACGCACACCUCAACUUCGAAGACAUAAAUCUAAACACACGCGUGUUCCUCUGGCCACUCGACAUGGAGGAGACUAUUGACUUAACACUGAAAACAUUGAACACCAAGAAGAACAUGGCAGAAGACAAACUGAAAAGCAGGAAGGCUAUAUUUGAGGAGAAGCUAAAGCGACACGAGAAAGAGUUGGAGUUGUUUAGAAGAUUUGAUCCCCCACUAUUGAAUUUGGACCUAUUGAAAGAAGUUGUGGGGAAGGUGGACGAAAUUUUCACUAAUUUGAUGGAGGAUAAGCGGGAGGCCGACGACAUUAUCAACGAGGAACAGCUCUUGGAGCAAGAGGUGUCAGCGUACUACAGCUUGCAGACCAUGUUGGCUGGCAUCGAUCCGUUCCAUAAACUCUGGCACACUGCUUACGAUUUCUAUGAUGGCUAUGAGAAAUGGUAUCACGGUCCGUUUCACGGCUUGGAUGCGGAGCAGAUAUCGUCUGACGUGGAGGCGUGGUGGAAGCUGCUGUACAAGCUCGGACGUCAGCUAUUCGAGUUCCCGGGCGCCAAGCGCAUCGCCGACAUGGUGCGGAACAAGGUCGAGAAGUUCAAGGUUCUGCUCCCGGUGCUGUGUGCUAUUUGUAACAAGGGAAUGCGUGAACGCCACUGGGCUCAAAUAAGCAGCCUGGUGGGGGCUGAAGUUGUCCACGGCCCAGAGACAACUCUCGCUGACAUGGUGGAACAAGGUGUCCACGUCUUCGCGUCACAACUGGAGGAGAUCGAGCAGUACGCCGCUAAGGAAUAUUCACUGGAACAAGCGCUAAUAAAGAUGAAAGAAGAAUGGGUUGGAGUCACGUUCGAAGUUGUGCCUUAUAGGGACACUGGUGUCGGCGUUUUAACCGGCCUGGAUGACAUCCAGCAGUUACUCGACGAUCAUAUACUGAAAUCGCAGACGAUGCGCGGCUCGCCUUACGUGAAAGCAUUCGAAAACGAUAUGGUGGCUUGGGAGGAGAAACUGAUCAGUAUGCAGGAUAUCCUGGACCAGUGGUUACAGUGUCAAGCAACCUGGAUGUACUUAGAGCCCAUCUUCUCCUCUGAAGACAUCAUGCGGCAAAUGCCGACUGAAGCACGGAACUUCCGCGACGUGGACAAGGAAUGGCGUAUUAUAAUGUCCGCCACGCAGAAAGACCCCUCGGUCCUUAAUGCUACUGAUUUUCCAUCUCUGUUGAAAAAAUUAAAAUACAACAAUACGCUUUUAGAUGAAAUACAGAGGGGGCUUAACGAUUACUUGGAGAAAAAGAGAUUGUUCUUCCCCAGGUUCUUCUUUUUAUCCAAUGAUGAGCUUCUAGAGAUUCUCUCCGAGACGAAGGAUCCAAUGAGAGUUCAACCUCACCUUAAGAAGUGUUUCGAAGGCAUUUACAAUCUGGAGUUCAACGCCGCGAACGAGAUCGUCGGUAUGGUGUCGGCUGAGGGCGAAGUGGUCAAGUUGUCGUCAAGUAUACAACCUGCUGAUGCAAAGGGCAUGGUGGAGCGGUGGCUGCAGCAGCUGGAGCAGCAGAUGGUGGUGAGCCUGCGCGACCUGGCGGCGGAGUCGCUGGCUGCGUAUUGCGGUGCCGAGCGUGAGCACUGGGUGCUUGCCUGGCCCGGCCAGCUGGUGCAGUCCGGCGCCUGCCUGCACUACACCUGCGAGGCGACGGAAGCCAUACAGUCAUCAAGUCUACCGCAGCUGGUGGAGCGUUGCACGGAGCAGAUCAACGGACUCGUGUACCUAGUUCAGGGAGACCUGGAACCAGGGAAUCGCGUCACUGUUGAAGCGCUCAUUGUGCUUGACGUACAUGGUAUUACACUAUUUGAUUUUUUAUGGGCUUCCGAUAGAUGA
Parnassius apollo (apollo) is the source of this 2136-nucleotide messenger RNA. The record is from the annotation of a GenBank genome assembly. Lineage: Eukaryota; Metazoa; Arthropoda; Insecta; Lepidoptera; Papilionidae.